This is a messenger RNA of Gasterosteus aculeatus aculeatus (three-spined stickleback), 1067 nucleotides long. The record is from RefSeq and is a predicted model, not a curated record. Lineage: Eukaryota; Metazoa; Chordata; Actinopteri; Perciformes; Gasterosteidae.
AGAAGCACAGCACACAGUGAUCAAAUCAGUCGACCAAGCUCUGUGCAAAGAAACAUGGCCGUACGCCUCUUUGAGGGUAGAGAUCAUGCAGCCGCUUACCUGCAGUACCGAGUGGCCCCGGAAGAACUGAUCGACAGGAUCAUGAGCUACGUGGAGAAACAGACACCAAACCAGGUCGGUCUGGCUGUGGAUGUGGGCUGUGGUUCGGGGCAAGGGACGGUCCUGUUGGCUCCGUACUUCACCAAGGUCGUCGGAACGGACGUCAGCCCCGCUCAGCUGGAGAUGGCUCUGACCAAUAACAAAAACCCUCCAAAUGUAUCGUACAGGGAGAGUCCGGCGGAGAAGCUGCCGUUUGCUUCCGGCGAGGUGGACCUUUUGACGGCCAUGACGGCGGCUCACUGGUUCGACCACAAGAAGUUCCUCCUGGAGGCCGACCGGGUGCUGAGGCCUGGAGGCUGCCUGGCUCUGCUGAGCUACACCAUGGCGAUGGAGCUGGAGUACGGGGACGUCUCCCGCGCGACACUCAACGGCAUCUGUGACGAGUUCUACGCUGCCCUGCAUCCCUUCAGAGAUCCCUACAUAGGAACCAACUCUGUGACGAUCUACUCUGACAUGUUUGACUCCUGCUCAUACGCAGACAAAGAGUGGAACGAGGGUCUGAAAGUGAAAAGGCUCUUGCCGCUGAACGGAUACUUCGGUAUGAUGGAGACCUUCUCCAGCUACCAGAAACUGCUACAAAAGGAUCCGGCUGAGGCUGAACGCCUUUCUAGUGACACAAGGAACAAGUUGAUGUGCGCCAUGAAGGUGUCCUCUCCUGACACAGAAGUCACCGUGGUUGUGAAUUAUUUCUACUGGCUGGCUCGCAAACCACUCUGACUCCUGGACCCCAGGUCCUGAGCCCCGGGUUAAAAAGCACUGCUGCAGGUUUCCCAAGUGACAUCAAAAGUGGCAAAAUGUUGGUAAUUGCUCAAAAUAAAAAGUUGGAUGUCUGAUAAAAUAAAAAAAAACUGCAUGUGCUGUGUUCAUAAACAUUUUGAUUUAUUAAAAAGAGUCCUGUCCCACAGUCA